Molecule: messenger RNA, 786 nt
Organism: Penicillium manginii
Lineage: Eukaryota; Fungi; Ascomycota; Eurotiomycetes; Eurotiales; Aspergillaceae
Product: glycoside hydrolase family 131 protein
Exons: 4
Coding region: 1-786 (261 amino acids)
Source: RefSeq, a predicted model, not a curated record
AUGAAGUACUUCCUUUGGGCUGUCAUGCCUAUUGCGGCAGAGUGUGGGGAGGUAUUAUGGAGUGGCUUCUUUAAUUCUUCAUCCACAGUGAAAGAAUUCGACGAAUGGUCCUGGUCCAACCAAAUCGGUGAUUAUCAGUGGUAUAUUCACGGCAAUGGACAAACCAGCGAUUACCUUGGGCUGUCAGAAGGGUUCAAGAACCCAGCAGAUAAAAGUGACGAUCAAGGAAUCAGAAUCACAAUUGAUGGAACAUCAUCCUGGAAUGGGCAACCCAUGAUGCGCAGCGAGCUGAUCCCUCAAACAAAAGCCGACCUCGGGAGUGGCCAUUUGUUUUACCAUUUCUCGCUUUCGACGAACGAAACUAACGCCCCAAAUCCGAAAUUCGAACACCAGAUCGCAUUUUUCGAGAGCCAUUUCACGGAACUCAAAUACGGUUUAUUGAGCGGCGACUCGGCUACAAAAGACAACACGCUUCGCUGGUGCGUGAGCAGUGAAACGCACUGGUCAACUGAAUUGCAGGCCGACCACUGGUACAACUUCGCCUACGACAUUGACUUCGACGCGAAGACGGUCGGCCUGUGGGCCUCCAACGGGACCAACGCCCUCACGCAGGUCGUGAAGGGGGUUAGCGCUUCAACGUCCACAAACUCGGCGGACUUCCACAUUGGACAACUGCGACUUGACAACGGCGGUACUGACACGGCUGCGGAGGAUUGGUUCUGGUCUGGAAUCUUUGUGGAGAAGGCUCCGAUCACCACGAGCGUUGCGGGUCCGCUGGCGGGGUAG